Molecule: messenger RNA, 3090 nt
Organism: Marmota monax (woodchuck)
Lineage: Eukaryota; Metazoa; Chordata; Mammalia; Rodentia; Sciuridae
Gene: Rnpepl1
Product: arginyl aminopeptidase like 1
Exons: 11
Coding region: 78-2357 (759 amino acids)
Biological process (GO): proteolysis
Molecular function (GO): metalloaminopeptidase activity; zinc ion binding
Source: RefSeq, a predicted model, not a curated record
GCAGCCCGGCGCCCCUUGCCCGCCGCCCGCGGCCCGGCGUGGCCGCAGCCCAUGGAUUUCACUUAGCGCCAGCGGCCAUGGCGGCACAGUGCUGCUGCCGCAAGGCGCCUGGCGCGGAGGCCGCACCCGCCCGCCCGCCGCCCGAGCCGCCGCCCGCCCUGGACGUGGCCUCGGCCUCCAGCGCGCAGCUCUUCCGCCUCCGCCACCUGCAGCUGGGCCUGGAGCUGCGGCCCGAGGCGCGCGAGCUGGCCGGCUGCCUGGUGCUCGAGCUGUGCGCGCUGCGGCCCGCGCCCCGCGCGCUCGUGCUCGACGCGCACCCGGCCCUGCGCCUGCACUCGGCAGCCUUCCGCCGCGCCCCCGCCGCCGCCGAGACGCCCUGCGCCUUCGCCUUCCCCGCCCCGGGGCCGGGGCCCCCGCCGCCCCCGCUGCCCGCCUUCCCCGAGGGUCCCGGCACCGAGCCCGCCUCCUGCCCUCUGGCCUUCAGGCUGGACCCGUUCACCGACUAUGGCUCCUCGCUCACGGUCACUCUGCCGCCUGAACUGCAGGCGCACCAUCCCUUCCAGGUCAUCCUGCGCUACACCUCGACCGACGCCCCCGCCAUCUGGUGGCUGGACCCAGAGCUGACCUACGGCAACGCCAAGCCCUUCGUCUUCACCCAGGGCCACUCCGUGUGCAACCGCUCCUUCUUCCCGUGCUUCGACACACCUGCCGUCAAGUGCACCUACUCAGCUGUGGUCAAGGCCCCAUCAGGGGUACAGGUGCUAAUGAGUGCCACCCAGAGUGUGUACCUGGAGGAGGAAGGUGUCUACCGCUUCCACAUGGAGCACCCUGUGCCAGCCUACCUCGUGGCCCUUGUGGCUGGAGACCUCAAGCCAGCAGACAUCGGACCCAGGAGCCGCGUGUGGGCAGAACCAUGUCUCCUCCCCACGGCCACCAGCAAGCUGUCAGGGGUGGUGGAGCAGUGGCUGAGUGCGGCAGAGCGGCUCUACGGGCCGUACAUGUGGGGCAGGUACGACAUUGUCUUCCUGCCCCCCUCCUUCCCCAUCGUGGCCAUGGAGAACCCCUGCCUCACCUUCAUCAUCUCCUCCAUCCUGGAGAGUGACGAGUUUCUGGUCAUUGAUGUCAUCCAUGAGGUGGCCCACAGCUGGUUUGGCAAUGCCGUCACCAACGCCACGUGGGAGGAGAUGUGGCUCAGCGAGGGCCUGGCCACCUACGCACAGCGCCGCAUCACCACAGAGACCUAUGGUGCCGCCUUCACCUGCCUGGAGACAGCCUUCCGCCUGGACGCCCUACACAGGCAGAUGAGGCUCCUUGGAGAGGACAGUCCAGUCAGCAAGCUGCAGGUCAAGCUGGAGCCAGGUGCCUGCUCCCACCAGGCCUGUGCCUGGGACCCGGUGGAUGCCACCCACCCCUCAGGCCUCCUUCCCUGCCUCUGGCUUGCUCAGGCCGGGCUGAGUCCCCACAAAGGCGUGAACCCCAGCCACCUGAUGAACCUGUUCACCUAUGAGAAGGGCUACUGCUUCGUGUACUACCUGUCCCAGCUCUGUGGAGACCCCCAGCGCUUCGACGACUUUCUCCGAGCCUACGUGGAGAAGUUCAAGUUCACCAGCGUGGUGGCCCAGGACCUGCUGGGCUCCUUCCUGAGCUUCUUCCCAGAGCUGAAGGAGCAGAGUGUGGACUGCCGGGCAGGGCUGGAGUUUGAGCGCUGGCUCAAUGCCACGGGCCCACCGCUGGCCGAGCCGGACCUAUCUCAGGGGUCCAGCCUGACCCGGCCUGUGGAGGCCCUGUUCCAGCUGUGGACGGCGGAGCCCCUCGAUCAGGCGGCAGCGUCAGCCAGUGCCGUGGACAUCUCCAAGUGGAGGACCUUCCAGACGGCACUCUUCCUGGACCGGCUCCUGGAUGGGUCCCCGCUGCCUCAGGAGGUGGUGAUGAGCCUGUCCAAGUGCUACUCCUCCCUCCUGGACUCCAUGAACGCUGAGAUCCGCAUUCGCUGGCUGCAGAUCGUGGUGCGCAACGACUACUACCCAGACCUCCACCGGGUGCGGCGCUUCCUGGAGAGCCAGAUGUCGCGCAUGUACACCAUCCCACUGUAUGAGGACCUCUGCACGGGUGCCCUCAAGUCCUUUGCGCUGGAGGUCUUCUAUCAGACGCAGGGCCGGCUGCACCCCAAUCUGCGCAGAACCAUCCAGCAGAUCCUGUCCCAGGGCCUGGGCCCCAGUGCCGAGGCCAGCACUGAGCCCGACGCUGAGCUGGCCAGAGCUGGGGCAGAGGCAGGGUCAGACUCGGCAGCCCUGCUGCUUGGCGACGAGGCCCCCAGUAGCGCCAUCUCUCUCAGGGACGUCAACGUGUCUGCCUAGCCCUGACAUUGGGCCAACCUUCAACCUCCCAGACACCAAGAUUGUGCCUUCUGUGGCCCGGGCCGCCAUGACUGCGCCUUGGCUCUGGCCACGAGCUCGGCCCGGGCCCGUGAGCCUCUCCCGUGGGCUCUCCCGUGGGCUCUCCCGGGGGCUCUCCCAGGCUGGGGGCUUGGGGAGAGGGAUUCUGUCUAGUGGCAGCCCUGGGGGCCUGAGCUCACCCUGUCCCAGCUGUCCUGCACUGUGGGCCUCAGGACUGGCCUUAUGCACCACGCCUCCCAUCUCAACACUGACAGCCAUGCGUGGCCCCGGACACCCGCACCUGCUGGACACCAUCGUGGGACCGCAGCUCCAGCAGCUCAUGGCGACCACCACACUGUGCCUUACGUCUGCAGACAGGCUGCACUGCCCCCGAGGCACAGCUUCCCCAGAACCCUGCACUGUUAUCCCCUGGCAGAGGGACAAGGACGCGAUGUACCCUCACUGUGGGGGCUGGGGACAGGAGAGAAGGGGCAUCACAUGGGGAGCCUUGGCCCCUCGGCACAUGGAGUCCAGGCCCCAGAGGCCUGUUCUCCCAGCUGCCUGGGGUAGCGGCACAGCCACCCGGCUCACCCCAGGAAAGGGGUGGUGCUGAUGCUCUUGGGGCACACCUGCUGGAGGCACCAGGUAGGAAGGCUCCAGCUUGGGACUGUGCAGUGGGCACCACGUGACUGUCCCAUUAAACCUCCACUCUGCA